AUGCAUUCAUACGGCAGAAGAGUUUCUCUUCGCGAAUCAUUUAGCGAAAUAUUAUCAAGAAAAUCGCUGGUACCAAAAAGAGUUAUUAGGCUAAAGGGAAAUUAUCUUUUUCGUGCCAUGGUGAGACUUAUCUUUGAAUACAUCGAAUGGUUAACCGAAGAACCCGUGACUGAAGAAAUCAGCGAUGAUGUUGCGGUUAACAUUCGAAUGGCGCAACAGAAAAAGGUUGAGAAAGAGGCGCUCACCUUGCAGGAUCGUUCUGCUUUAUUAACGAAGCCAGAAGAUCGUUCAUCGGACAACAGAAAAUAUAUCUACGAAUUAUUUAAUAAAUUUAACGUAUUUAGGAAGUAUCCUGAUCGUUUGAGGGAAAUUAUAGCAGGAGCGUGUUCUUAUCAGUAUUUACGCCCCGGUCGUGUAAUUGUACGACAAGAUCGCGUGGCAGAAAAUCUUUAUUUUAUUUUAAAUGGAGAAGUUAGCUUAUCGAAAAUAAUUACUGACCGUUGGACUGGUGAAUCGCAAGAAAUUGACAUGGGUACCUUAAAUCCCGGAGAUAUAUUUGGUCAAAUUGCUUUGCUGCAUAGAAUACCAAGAUCGGCAACAGUAGUUUCAAAAACCACGGUAGAUUUGCUCCUUAUUUCUCGGCAAGAUUUCGAUGAUAUAUUGCGACCUACUUUGAAAAAGGAGUGGGAUGUAUUGCAGGAUGCGUUGGUUCAUUUUAAUUACUUCAAAUCCUGGGAUGAGGAUACAAUACGAGAAUGUUGCAUUCUCAGUAGAUUGAAGGACUAUCAACCCGACGAGGUUUUACUAGGAGACGCUAAAGGAAUGGUGAAUUACGUUCAUUUCUUGUUGGAAGGAGAAUGCCGUUUAAUAGAGCACAUGAUUGUUUACGAACAAAAUUCCAUUCAUGGAGUAAAUUAUGAGUUAUACGAUCCCGAUAAGGUAGAUACAAAGAAGGAAACUGUAAGUCUAUCAAGGAGUUUGGAAAUAGCGAAGAAAAUGGACGAAUUGGAAUAUGAAUAUGAAAGUAAGAACGACGCACAUGGUAGUGACGAUUUCGUAGAUUAUGCCCAAUUUGUGGCGUCAUCGAAGCCAAUUGAUAGAAAAAUGGAUUUGGAACGUUCAAGCAUAAUUACGACCGCGCUAUUAGAUGUUGUGAACGAAUGGCAUAAAAUCACGGACGUAGCGGAAAUGUUGAUGAGAGAACCUUCAUCUACGUCUCAACAAUGUUACCCAAGUGACGUACGUACAAUAUUUAUGCAAAUUUGUACAUUCAACAGAGGCGCGUGCUUUGGAGUAGGAGAGAACAUGGCUAAUCGAAGAAUAGUAGCUGUCACACCUGUAAGAUGCUUCUUGGUGCCCCGAUAUUUUUUGAGCGUUCACAAUCGCGCAAAUAUUUGGGAACGUGUCAAAUUGUUCAUGGAUUCAAAAUUUCCUACAAAAGAACGAUUAUUUAAAACAUUCGUUAAGAAUCGCAGAUGGCUAGAUUACAAGAAAACUUUAGUGCAUGAUAUUGGUAAACGAGGUCGACGUAUUCAUAGCAACGUGACAAUGCACGAUGUCCCUUACGCCAUUAGGAUCGUCAAUGAUGUAAGUGUAGAAAUAUAA
Molecule: messenger RNA, 1605 nt
Organism: Habropoda laboriosa
Lineage: Eukaryota; Metazoa; Arthropoda; Insecta; Hymenoptera; Apidae
Exons: 11
Coding region: 1-1605 (534 amino acids)
Source: RefSeq, a predicted model, not a curated record